This is a messenger RNA of Hydra vulgaris (swiftwater hydra), 1123 nucleotides long. The record is from RefSeq and is a predicted model, not a curated record. NCBI's taxonomy places the organism in Eukaryota, Metazoa, Cnidaria, Hydrozoa, Anthoathecata, Hydridae.
UAUUUCUAAAUUUAAAAAAAAUGGAUAAUUUUGUUAAAGUGAAAUGGCUUGAACCUCCACAUUCCAUUGAAUAUGGAACAAUUCCUUCAAAUUGGAUUGAAGAAAAAAAUGAUAGCUUUUGGGUGUGCUGGCCUCCAGUUCCUAAUGUGAAGCCAUUAAUUUUAAAAAGGCAACUACCAAAAAAAGACUGGUUCAGGUUUAUUUUGUUAAAGAAAUAUGGAAGUGGAAGCAGUUUUUCUGAAUGUGAGCUUGUCCCCUCAGCCAUUGAUACGAACGAAGAUACAGAUGAUGAUAAUCUUUCCAAGCGAAAAUGUCGAACAGCUUUACCAUAUUUUAUGAGUGAUUCUGAUGAUUUGGAUAAUGAUGUUGCUUCCAAUCAACCAAAAAGGCCUAAAUUGGUUUGCAGCAGUGAUGAAGAGCAAGAGACCGUAGUCGACAAGUUUCCGUUACUUCCACCAUCACUACAAAAAUUGCCUUCAAAUCUGAAUUUGAUUGAUAAAAAGAAGCGGAGAAUCGAUAUGGAGAUUGAUCCAGUAUCGCAAACUAAAGUACCAUCGUCUCAAUCUUAUCUCCUGCAGCAUAACACAAGCAAUAGUUGCAGCAGUAAAUCUUUGGAUGACAUAGAUAGUACACCCACUGUAUCACAAGAUGUUUUCCAGAAAAAUAUGAUGAAAGUUUUAAAAAAUAUAAAAAAAGAUUUAUAUGAUAUUAAGGAGACCCAAAAAGAUCUUUUAGAAAAGUUUUCAGUUCUGCAGCAUACAAGGAUAGAUAAUGAUAAUACGUUUGUCUGAAUUACAAUUGACAAUGUUGAGGAUUUGGGGAAGUUAGAAAGUAAAUUAGAAGACAAAAAUAUAUAUUUGCAGCUGGUGGGAGUUUUAGCUCGUGCUUGUGGCAUCCACCCUAAAAAAAGUAUCUAUGAAGCAAUGAAUAAACUUUUAACUAAAGAUGUUGCUUCGAAAUAUAAUAUAACGGGCACUGCCCAGAAGAGUAAUUUUUGCACGGAAUUCAAAAAUAUUUAUUCAGCCAUUAUAGGCAGUUAGUAGUCAGCAUGCUGACACCAAAGAUAUUCAACUCCGCAGUUUUAUUGGAGAGUACUUGCGACAGGCUGGUGUCUUGAAUAUCC